Molecule: messenger RNA, 2287 nt
Organism: Schistocerca cancellata (South American locust)
Lineage: Eukaryota; Metazoa; Arthropoda; Insecta; Orthoptera; Acrididae
Gene: spas
Product: spastin
Exons: 9
Coding region: 18-2015 (665 amino acids)
Cellular component (GO): microtubule cytoskeleton
Molecular function (GO): ATP hydrolysis activity; microtubule severing ATPase activity; ATP binding
Source: RefSeq, a predicted model, not a curated record
UUAGUGAUGGCGGACGGAUGCAGCGGAAAGGCGCAUCUAAGUCCCCGAAAAAGUCGCGGAAAGUCGAGGAACGAACUGUGAAGCAAGACUAUACAUCUGUCCAUAAAAGAAAUUUAUAUUUUGUGUCUUUCCCUUUAAUAUUUUUAUUCAACGUCGUCCGGUCGUUAAUUUAUCAGCUGUUCGUAAUAUUUAAGUACUUAUAUGUCAAUACAUCCAAACUAGUGCACCGUCCAAAGACAAAUUCGAACUGCAAAGUAGAAAUAGUUGUCGCGACAAGUGAAACAGAAGCACAAGACAACCCACAAGACAUGUCGCAGCUUGCACAUAAACAUCCAACAGGACCGGGGCCCGGGCCAGGAGAUCCUCUGUUAGCCAAGCAGAAGCAUCAUCAUCGAAGAGCUUUCGAGUUCAUCUCCAAAGCUCUGAAAAUUGACGAGGAGAAUGAAGGUCAGAAGGAGGUAGCAAUCGAGCUGUACAAGAAGGGCAUAUCGGAGUUGGAGAAAGGGAUAGCAGUAGACUGUCUUGGAGGGAAAGGUGAAGUGUGGGAACGAGCACAGAGACUUCAUGAAAAAAUGAAGACCAACUUGGCUAUGGCCAAAGAUCGUCUUGAUUUCCUGGUUGGGCUGGUACAUCUGAAACAACUGGCAGUAACGCCAGCCACCACAGCUACCGAGAGGCCAGGUCGCAGUCCCCGAACACGGUUGGCCUCCCAUCCUCCUACCACAGCUUUGGCCACUCCUGCCCUAGAGCCUCUUCUCAAUGGAGGCCCUGGCAUUGCCACAAGAGUCAAGCCCCCCAUCGCCAGUCCCUCGCUGCCUCCCUCUUCUGGCAAGCCUGCCCCCUCUGAAGCUCUUGGGCGGAAGCUCACCAUACCUGCACGGAGGACAAUUGGGUCUUCGGCUAGUAAGAGUCAGACGUUACCCAGAAGUAUGGGGUCACGUUCACAGACAUCAUUAGGUUCAUCAAGACCUGGGAAGCCUCAAUCCACACCACCUGUUGUCAAAAGACAACUUUCAGGUCCAAGUAGCUCUCCAGUGCGACGAUAUAGUGGAAGUGGUAGUGGCCCAUCAGGUGGAAAGAGCACUCCAUCACGUAAAACACCACCCCAAUCCCUGAAGGGUGUUGACCCUAAAUUAGCACAGAUAGUGCUUGAUGAAAUUUUAGAAGGUGGUACAUCCGUCCAGUGGGAAGAUAUUGCUGGUCAAGAGGUGGCAAAGCAGGCUUUGCAAGAAAUGGUCAUUCUUCCCUCAUUGAGGCCAGAAUUGUUCACUGGACUGCGCACUCCAGCUCGAGGUCUGUUGUUAUUUGGGCCUCCAGGCAAUGGGAAAACACUUCUAGCUCGAGCUGUUGCCAAUGAAUGCAGUGCAACAUUUUUCAGCAUCAGUGCUGCAAGCCUCACUUCUAAAUACGUUGGAGAAGGAGAAAAGCUAGUGCGAGCCUUGUUUGCUGUAGCAAGAGAGCUUCAGCCCUCUAUUAUUUUUGUGGAUGAGGUGGACUCACUUCUGUCUGAACGCCGGGAGAAUGAGCAUGAAGCUAGCCGGAGAUUAAAGACAGAGUUCUUAGUGGAAUUUGAUGGGCUGCCAUCCAAUCCUGAAGAAAGGGUUCUCGUUAUGGCAGCCACCAAUAGACCACAAGAGCUGGAUGAAGCAGCUUUAAGACGUUUUACGAAGCGCAUCUACGUGUGCCUGCCGGAUCAGGAGACACGUGUCGUAUUGCUGCGGAGGUUGCUUAGUAAGCACGGCAAUCCACUGCGUGACGAUGAGCUGCAACGAUUGGCUACUAUGACUGAUGGCUAUUCUGGAAGUGACCUUACUGGAUUAGCAAAGGAUGCUGCCCUUGGUCCAAUAAGAGAACUUAACCCUGAGCAAGUCCGGUGUAUGGACCCUAACAGUGUACGGAACAUAAAUUUUCAAGACUUUGUUGACUCUCUGAAGAGGAUUCGACGCAGUGUUUCUCCUUUGAGUUUGUCAGCUUACGAACGAUGGAAUGCUGAGUACGGUGAUGUUAGUCUGUAACAGAUAUAUGCAAUAAAUGUAACAUAGCUUGCUUUGAAUGUCACUUGGGAUUUUAAGAAAUCUUGAUUAUGCUGAAAGAUGUACAGGUGCAUCACUGAAAGCAAGUACACAUUCACAUCAAAGAGUUCCAUAUGUCCAUUCGUAUAUUGUUGUUGCUGCUAUUAACUUAAAUGUGAAUGGUAUGAAAAAUGAGAAUUGUUAAGAAUACACUGUUUUGUAUUAAAAACUAUUUGAAAUAGUGAGAACUUGCCUGUUUUGUGAUUAUCUUUUUU